Lactuca saligna is the source of this 486-nucleotide messenger RNA. The record is from the annotation of a GenBank genome assembly. NCBI's taxonomy places the organism in Eukaryota, Viridiplantae, Streptophyta, Magnoliopsida, Asterales, Asteraceae.
AUGGCAGGUUCAUCUGAGCAUAUCUCUUUUGUUGAUCAAUCAGCCUCUUUAAUCAUUCUCAGUGUGAAACACGGUCAAAAUGUGAUUAUUGAUCUUGACUCCUCACGCUACGAUAAAGUUCUCAUACCCAUAAUCGAAUGCCUUAAGGUUGCAUCUUACAAAACCUCGAUCACCAAGUCCCACUUCAGUAGACUUUUAGGGUUUUCUUCAUCUGAAGCUCUCGUGGAUCCAAAAUCAGUUUCCCACACUACCGUAAUCGAGAAGUUUUAUCAAAUGGGAUACACAGGGUCCGAUAGUGUGAGUAAACUAUUCUACACUAUUUUUAUGGUUGGUUUCAUGGAGUACAUCUUGACUAUGGAAUCGCUUUGUGGAUUCAACUUAUCCAAAGCACAAUGUCCACCACUCGCCACACAGAGAUAUUGUGUGCUUGGUUUUGGUCAACUGUGGUCAAACAUGCACUUGGCCAUUUCAAGGUUCCACUGGUGA